Messenger RNA from Nematolebias whitei (Rio pearlfish), 3215 nucleotides. RefSeq names its product VPS35 retromer complex component (gene vps35). The transcript has 17 exons. Gene Ontology annotation, biological process: intracellular protein transport; retrograde transport, endosome to Golgi. The coding region runs from base 69 to 2465 and encodes 798 amino acids. Lineage: Eukaryota; Metazoa; Chordata; Actinopteri; Cyprinodontiformes; Rivulidae. The record is from RefSeq and is a predicted model, not a curated record. Gene Ontology annotation, cellular component: retromer complex; late endosome; retromer, cargo-selective complex.
ACGUGACACUAGUCGUGGAUCACGUGACAGGGCAGCGUCUCGAGUCUUUCUGAUAACGUCCGGUAAUCAUGCCGACCACCCAGCAGUCUCCUCAGGACGAGCAGGAGAAGCUUCUGGAUGAAGCCGUUCAAGCUGUUAAAGUUCAGUCCUUCCAGAUGAAGAGAUGUCUGGACAAGAACAAGCUGAUGGAUGCUUUAAAACAUGCCUCCAACAUGCUGGGAGAGCUGAGGACCUCAAUGCUUUCUCCAAAGAGCUACUACGAGCUCUAUAUGGCCAUCUCUGAUGAGCUUCAUUACCUGGAGGUUUACCUGACUGAUGAGUUCGCUAAAGGAAGGAAGGUGGCGGAUCUUUAUGAGCUGGUCCAAUAUGCUGGGAACAUCAUUCCCCGACUCUACCUGCUGAUCACUGUGGGCGUGGUAUACGUUCGCUCCUUCCCUCAGUCUCGUAAGGACAUCCUGAAGGAUCUGGUGGAGAUGUGUCGUGGGGUCCAGCACCCGCUCCGAGGUCUGUUCCUCAGGAACUACCUGCUUCAGUGCACCCGUAACAUCCUGCCAGAUGACGGAGAACAGUCGGAGGGCUCCGAGGAGAUGACCGGGGACAUCAAUGACUCCAUCGACUUCAUCCUUUUGAAUUUUGCUGAAAUGAAUAAAUUAUGGGUUCGAAUGCAGCAUCAGGGACACAGCAGAGACCGAGAGAAGCGGGAGAAGGAACGUCAGGAACUUCGGAUUCUGGUGGGAACCAAUCUGGUCCGCCUGAGCCAGCUGGAAGGGGUCAAUGUGGACAAGUACAAACAGGUGGUUCUUCCUGGAGUCCUGGAGCAGGUAGUGAACUGCAGAGACUCUCUGGCUCAGGAGUAUCUCAUGGAGUGCAUCAUUCAGGUUUUCCCUGAUGAGUUCCACCUCCAAACCCUGAAUCCUUUCCUGCGUUCCUGUGCGGAGCUUCAUCAACACGUCAACGUGAAGAACAUCAUCAUCGCUCUGAUUGACAGACUGGCUCUGUUUGCUCAUCGAGAAGAUGGACCAGGUAUUCCAGCUGAGAUCAAACUGUUUGACAUCUUCUCCCAACAGGUGGCCACAGUCAUUCAGUCCCGUCAGGACAUGCCAUCAGAGGACGUGGUUUCUCUUCAGGUGUCUCUCAUUAAUUUGGCCAUGAAGUGUUACCCUGAGCGGGUGGACUACGUGGACAAAGUCCUGGAGAGCACAGUGGAGAUAUUUAAUAAACUCAAUCUGGAGCACAUAGCAACCAGCAGCGCCGUGUCUAAAGAACUGACCCGGCUCCUGAAGAUCCCUGUGGACACCUACAACAAUCUGCUGAUGGUCCUGCAGCUCAAACACUUCCCUCCACUCUUUGAGUACUUCGACUUUGAGUCCCGCAAGAGCAUGAGCUGCUACGUCCUGAGCAACACGCUGGACUGUAACACCAUCAUGGUGUCCCAGGAGCAGGUGGAUGCUAUCCUGAGCUUGGUGUCCACGCUGGUCCAGGACCAGCCGGACCAACCAGCUGAUGACCCUGACCCGGAGGACUUUGCUGAGGAGCAGAGCCUUGUGGGUCGUUUUAUCCACCUGUUCCACUCUGAAGAUCCUGAUCAGCAGUAUCUGAUUCUGAACACUGCCCGGAAACAUUUUGGAGCUGGUGGAAACCAGAGGAUCCGCUUUACUCUACCGCCCCUGGUGUUUGCUGCCUACCAGCUGGCCUUCAGAUACAAAGAAAACUCCUCGGUGGACGAUAAAUGGGAGAAGAAGUGCCAGAAGAUCUUUUCAUUUGCUCACCACACCAUCAGCGCUCUCAUCAAGGCAGAGCUUUCAGAGCUGCCGCUGCGCCUCUUCCUGCAAGGGGCACUGGCUGCCGGCGAAAUCGGCUUCGAGAAUCACGAAACUGUCGCGUACGAGUUCAUGUCUCAGGCCUUCUCUCUGUACGAGGAUGAGAUCAGCGACUCCAAAGCCCAGCUGGCAGCCAUCACGCUGAUCAUCGGCACCUUUGAACGAAUGAAAUGUUUCAGCGAGGAGAACCACGAGCCUUUAAGGACGCAGUGCGCUCUGGCUGCGUCCAAGCUGUUGAAGAAACCUGACCAGUGCAGAGCCGUCAGCACGUGCGCUCACUUGUUCUGGUCUGGUCGCAGCACUGACAAGAACGGAGAAGAGAUCCGGGACGGGAAGCGGGUCAUGGAGUGUCUGAAAAAAGCCCUGAAGAUCGCCAACCAGUGCAUGGACUCGUCUCUGCAGGUUCAGCUGUUCAUCGAGAUCCUGAACAGAUACAUCUGCUUCUACGAGAGGGAGAACGACGCUGUGACAGUCCAGGUGUUGAACCAACUCAUUCAGAAGAUCAGAGAGGACCUUCCAAACCUGGAGGCAAGUGAAGAAACCGAGCAGAUCAACAAACAUUUCCACAACACCCUGGAGCACCUCCGUCUGCAGAGAGAGUCCUCAGAGUCCGAGGGGCCUGCCUACGAGGGUCUGGUCCUCUGAUCAGGGUCCCUAGAGUCUGAGGGACCAGCCUACGAGGUUCUUAUUCUUUGAACAGAGUCCACUUCCUGUAUCAUGAUGCACAGCUAACAUCACUGCGAUUCUUCCUGUGGGACAGAAACUAAACUAACCCCGUCGUCCAUCCUGGCUCAUUUCCCUGCUUUGUCUCAUGACUCGUGUCUUCUGAUUGGUUGUUUCUGUUUUGACGCAUCGGAUUGGACAGAAAACUGCAUGUGAGUCCAGCUGCAGCAAACUGAAGAACCAUUCGUUCUGAUUUCUGUCAUCUGCAUCUUUCUGCUCGUUAUCUUUCUAUCACAUGAAACAUUUAUUUAGCUAAAUGUAAAUAAGUUACAGAAUCUCGCUGAUUUUAUUUUCAGUCUAAUUGUCACAUAAAAAUAUCCAACCAUGUUAUUUUGUCCUUUUCAUGUUAAAUCAGGAGCUGUUGUAGGAAAUGAUGCUAAAGAUUCAAAUCAAACCGACUCCAGAGCUGCUCAGUAAUUCCGCUCAGUCUUAUUUUGAACAAACUUUAGUCUGCUCCAUCUUCUGUUGGCCUUUUAAUCUGUUAAAUGUUCUGAAACGUUGAAGACUAAAGGCUCAGUGGUCACUCACUAAAUCUAAGAUAAAACUGAUUCACCGCACCCUGCUGGUCAACGAGGACCUCACAAAGGUAUAUAUAUUUGUAUUAACUUUUUCUUUUUGCAUUAAAUGUGUUUAAAGUCUAAAAUCCACCUGAUUGUCAUGUUCAUGAAUAAA